Molecule: messenger RNA, 2174 nt
Organism: Punica granatum (pomegranate)
Lineage: Eukaryota; Viridiplantae; Streptophyta; Magnoliopsida; Myrtales; Lythraceae
Source: RefSeq, a predicted model, not a curated record
UUGAUUAGUCUUGCCCGGUCGGAGGCUCGGAGCCGAGAGCAAGCUCAGCAAAAAUGGCGGCUAAGCUGUUCCUCAGACCUCACUGUCUCUCUCUUCCCAUUCUCCUCCACGCUAGACCCCUCUUAUCCCCUCUACCCGCACUCCGACCCUCCCUCACAGCCGCCGCGACCUCGGCCAGGGCGGCCUCCUCUGCCCAUACUCAGGCAAGGAUCCCUUACGGACCCUCUCUCUACAAAGGCGCGAGGCCCCACCCAACAGAUGAGGAGCAACGAGAGCGGGAAGAGGAGGACGAGGAAGAGGAAGAAGGGAAGCAACCCUUCGACGAACAGAGCUUCACUCGGGUUUUCAACGUGGCGGCCCUUCGAGUCCCCUCGAAGGACUGCUUCGCCCUGGAGAGCCGCCUCCGAGGUCACCUCCUCAACUGGCCGCGCGUCCACAAUAUCGCCCGAGUCACUGGAGAUGAAGUCGAUCCCGAUAUCGUGAAACUCGUCGGGCAGCGGAACGGUGAUGAGGGCAAUUUGGAGGCUUUGGAGAGGAGGGUUUAUGGGAAAGCCGAGGGGGAUGGGGAGGAACUGGGCCGGGUCUUAUACAGGGAGAAGCUCACGAGGACAUUCAAUUCGCAGGGGUUCGCGAACUUUGGGAAUUUGGCGAGGAUCACAAGGCCGAAGAAGAGGAAGAAGAGGGAGGAUGAUGGGAAUGGAACAAGGCAGAGGGACAGGAGUAUUGGGAGAAAUGAGGCUGCAAUGGUGGAGGUCGUGGAGGAUGAAGGGGAAGGAGAUGAUCUAAGGGGUUUAUUAGGGGAGGGAUUUAAGAGAAGUAAAUGGAGGGGUUCGACGAGAUUGCUGCUACUUGAUGAGCGAUACGCGAAUGAGGGGUUGGAGGACUUGCCUGAAGCGAUCGAGGUUAUGUUUAGAGAAGAUACAACCGAUGCACCCCAUCCAAAUCUUGAGCUCGUGUCCUGCAAGCUGACGUUAUUCUAUGAUUACUGGUCUAUGAAUGAGGUUUUGGAGGUAUUGUUACCCAAGGGCAUGAUAGUUCCUUCAGCAUUUGAGACUGUGGGGCAUAUUGCCCACCUGAACCUCAGGGAUGAGCAUCUACCCUAUAAGAAACUCAUUGCAAAGGUGGUUCUGGACAAGAACAAACCAAAGAUCCGAACUGUUGUCAACAAGAUAGAUGCAAUUCAUAGUGAUUAUCGGACGAUGCAGCUCGAGGUUUUAGCUGGAAAUAAAUCCCUUGUCACUACUGUAGUUGAGAAUGGAUUGAAAUUCACAGUUGAUUUAGCCACAGUGUACUGGAAUUCCAGACUUGCGAUGGAAAGGCUACGGCUUGUCAGCGGCUUUACUCACGAUGAUGUUGUUUGCGAUGUUUUCUGCGGAGUUGGACCAAUAACCAUUUCUGCAGCAAAGAUAGUAAAACGUGUUUAUGCCAAUGAUUUGAACCCUAGUGCAAUUGAGUACUUGGAAAGAAACAGUGUCCUAAACAGGCUUGAGCGGAAGAUUAAGAUUUUUAAUAUGGAUGGAAGGAGGUUCAUAAGCUUGAUUUUUGCAAGCGAGAAGGCUCUGUCCAUUACUCAAGUGGUAAUGAAUUUGCCCAAUGAUGCUGCCGAAUACUUAGAUGCAUUUAGGGGAAUUUACAGUAAUAAAAUGAGAGGGGAUGUUCGUAACUUGCCAACAAUCCAUGUCUAUGGAUUCUCGAAAGCUGAUGACCCAGAGUUCGACUUUCAUGAGCGAAUAAGGAUUACCCUGCGUGAGGUCGAAGUUGAUGUAGAGAUGCGUCGGGUGCGACUGGUUGCACCGGGAAAAUGGAUGCUCUGUGCAAAGUUUACACUCCCUCAAAGUGUAGCAUUUGCUAGAAACGAAACUCUUCCACUGGAUCGACUUUGAGUGAUGGAAGGUUCACCCACCCCAGCUAUUCUUUGUUCCUAAUUGAGGUGACUUUCAGAAAUGUUCCUGAGAUAAUGUCAAAUGUAAGCUCUAGCUAGGAGGGAGCGAUCCCAAUCUACUUGGACAUGUUCUGAUUCGGUCGAUGAGGAUCCACACCUUCAUUGACAACAGAGAAAUCCAAAUGCCUGAUCCGCUCAGACUUUGAAGAAAGUUACCAGAUGAGAUUCAUGAGAACUCUUGUCUUGUAUUACAAUUUGUACAUAUAAAUCGAGAGUGGAGGGAUUUAGCAAA